AUGAACUACGACUGGCAGAGAUAUGGUAGGCGUGGUCUUGACCUUACUUCAGCAGCAACCUCCCUUACUUUCAUUGCUGUUAAGGGCACAACCCGACUGGGGUUCUCGGUUGCUCGAGACGCUGCGUCUAGCGUCGCGGGUGUGGUCGCCUCUGCCCUCGAUCGCGUAGUGUUCGGUGGGAGCGAAGUCGCUGCACCCGUCCUAGAAGGCGCAGUUUCCAGUGCUUUCACCUUCGCCGAGAGACUUACUCUUGCUCCCAUCUAUGUCGGGGAGUACAUUUCAUCAGCCUCUCUACGAGCAGCCUAUGGCUCCAUCGAUGUUCUCUCCGCCAUCUUCCCUGGCAGCAGCGAAGCCUCCUUUUCUUUGGCAUCAUUCAUUGACCUUGUAAAACGUGAAUGGGAUCAUCCUGGAUCACACGAGAAUAUCCCAGGGAGAAGGUACGGAGUAACAGAGGUUGCUAGAGCCUUGGUUGCAUGGGUGGCUUUGCAAGGCGUCACCCACGAGUGGCAAGAGCAGAGUUGGUUCCCAUAUCUUCGCGAGAUUCAAUUUCAUGAUCCGUCCACCGGCCCUCAUCUCAAGCGUAUACCUUCACGAGUUCGAGUAACAUCCGACGUGAUAUUCCCGGGGCAUCGAGGACAACUUAUAUCUGCAGACAUCGGAGAGGCACCCGCUAAGUCGCAUACCCGUCCCAGAUCUCCGAGUGCUCUCUCGAGACUGUCAAUGUCGUCCGUGUCUUCCAUUAGGUGGAAAGACUCCCACAUAGAUUUACCGCAAAAGUCUAUAGCUGAGCUCAAGACUAAUUUGCGACGAUUUUCCAAGAUGGUCCUUGCUGGCUAUGGCGGCGCGAGUCUACUCUUUUUCGGGGUUCCCCUUCUGUUGACGUCGCCGUCUCGCAAUUUAAACCCCCCGACUACAAGUAACGAAAAGGAUGCGGAAGAGGCACAACUCCAAAAUGCUGUCAAUGCGGCGGAAGAUGAGGUGGAAGGAAAUUCCUCAUUCCGUGGAAUUCCUUCCGACAAUGUGGAGUACUCCUGGUGGGACAUCUUGAUGGGCAAGCACGACAAGGAAAUUUUUGAAAGGUCGGUGCAUGAGGAGUCAGUAGAGCAGCCAAAUGUACAGGCAAGGGCUCGUGCAACAGCUGUUGUUGGGAUAGAGCGUCAGAUGCCUAGAUUCUGGGUCUUGACCGACCACGAUAGACACCAGGUCGUGCUUGUUUUACGAGGUGGCUUUUGUUCGGAGAGCUAUUCGCCUUGUGCUUACUACGGCUUUACAGGAACAAUGUCACUUAACGAGCUCGCUGUUGAUCUAACUUGUGAUCCAGUAGAAUUUGAGCCCGCGUCCAGCACGUCUCAGGAAGACACUGGAGACAGUAUACCAUUCCCGGGAUCCAUUAGAAGAUCCUCACGGAGGCGUUUAUCUAUUCUCUCGACGACUUCACAUGAUAAGCAGCCCAAAUACCAAGUUCACGGAGGAAUGCUCCGCAUGGCCCGUGUGAUGGGCGAGAUUGGAAAACCAGUGCAUAUCGCUGUCAUGGAUGCAUUGACUCGCAACCCAGGAUACGAACUCAUACUUUGCGGACAUAGUCUAGGAGCAGGAGUUGCAGUUCUCUUGGCCAUGAUGUGGGCAGACCCUGCGACUUGUUUGACAGUGCCUUCAAGUGGCUUACCAGCGGACCGCAACGUAUCCGUCUACUGCAUAGGACCUCCUUGUCUGACGGAUGCUGCGCUUAGCCGAUUGGCGUCGAAGCUGGUCACAUCGUUUGUAUGCUCAGAUGACAUUGUGUCUCGACUAUCACUCGGUUCUGUCCGGGACAUUCGUAACGCAGCCCUCUGGCUGUGUGAUGCAAAUGAGCGAAAUGAUGGUAUAGAAGGAUAUUCGGUUAUCACCAAUAGAGUUAAACGUUGGAAGGCUGGGGAUGGGCCGCCUGAUGAUCUUCAUUGGUUUCUGUCGAUGCGGAAAACCCUCGAGGCAAAUAUGCAAAUGGCUGAUCUAUUCCCACCUGGUCGUGUCUUAUGGGCUGUCAGGGACUGUGACCUGCACCCCUCGCAUCAGUCCCAACAACCCAACAAGGAUCCUGAUCAAACAUUGAGGCUAUUUGAGGUCUUGGACGUCGAGAAAGUAUUUUCUCAAAUAGUUUUCUCAAGAAAUAUGCUUGGGUGCGUCUUGACCUGUGACGGUAAAUAACAUGUUCACGGCCUUUUCUAGGUCACACAUGCCUCAUCGAUAUGACCAGGUUCUUCAUGAGCUGCUUUGACGUAGUUUUCCUCUGCUACUACCACUAAGGGCAGGCUACCGUUGAUCACCUGCUGCUCUUCAUUUAGCCUUUACCCUGCAUUAUAAUUUUCCCUCUCACACGACCGCGCUACGGAAUCGACUGUAGUUCUGUACACUCUACUGUAUAACGGAUUAAUACCCUGUGCUGACUUCCCGCUUGUUCUUGUAUACAUACUCUACGAGGUUACCAUAUUGUCGAGGUACAUAUGGUUGCCAUGAAUUACUAACUUAGUGUUGGACUGACGUGUAUAUC
Molecule: messenger RNA, 2527 nt
Organism: Suillus paluster
Lineage: Eukaryota; Fungi; Basidiomycota; Agaricomycetes; Boletales; Suillaceae
Exons: 6
Coding region: 1-2184 (727 amino acids)
Biological process (GO): lipid metabolic process
Source: RefSeq, a predicted model, not a curated record